Molecule: messenger RNA, 3116 nt
Organism: Manis pentadactyla (Chinese pangolin)
Lineage: Eukaryota; Metazoa; Chordata; Mammalia; Pholidota; Manidae
Gene: TWF1
Product: twinfilin actin binding protein 1
Exons: 9
Coding region: 46-1191 (381 amino acids)
Biological process (GO): actin filament depolymerization; regulation of lamellipodium assembly; positive regulation of neuron projection development
Cellular component (GO): myofibril; actin filament; cytoplasm
Molecular function (GO): actin monomer binding; actin filament binding
Source: RefSeq, a predicted model, not a curated record
GGACGCGGCGGCGGCGGGGGGCGGGGCGGCGCGAGUCGCGGGCGGAUGACGCGCGGCCGGCGGAGGGGCGGCCACGUCCUGGGGCGCCGGGCGGGCCGCAAACGCGCCGGAGCCGCAGCCGGAGUCGCGGCCGCCGCCAUGUCCCACCAGACCGGCAUCCAAGCAAGUGAAGAAGUUAAAUAUACGUUUGCCAGAGCAAGAAAUGGAAAAUACAGACUUCUGAAGAUAUCUAUUGAAAAUGAGAAACUUGUGAUUGGGUCAUGUAGUCAGCCUUCAGAUUCCUGGGAUAAGGAUUACGAUGCCUUUGUUUUGCCGCUGUUGGAGGACGAGCAACCAUGCUAUGUAUUAUUCAGGUUAGAUUCCCAAAAUGCCCAGGGAUAUGAAUGGAUAUUCAUUGCGUGGUCUCCAGAUCAUUCUCAUGUUCGUCAGAAAAUGCUGUAUGCAGCAACAAGAGCCACUCUGAAAAAGGAGUUCGGAGGCGGCCACAUUAAAGAUGAAGUAUUUGGAACAGUAAAGGAAGAUGUAUCAUUACAUGGAUAUAAAAAAUAUUUGCUAUCACAGUCUUCUCCUGCCCCAUUGACUGCAGCUGAGGAAGAAUUACGACAGAUUAAAAUCAAUGAGGUGCAGACCGACGUGAGUGUGGACACUAAGCAUCAGACACUACAAGGAGUAGCAUUUCCAAUUUCUCAAGAAGCUUUUCAGGCUUUGGAAAAACUGAGUAACAGACAGCUCAACUACGUGCAAUUGGAAAUAGAUAUAAAAAAUGAAGUCAUAAUCUUGGCCAACACAACAAAUACAGAACUAAAAGAUUUGCCAAAGCGGAUCCCCAGGGACUCAGCCCGCUACCAUUUCUUUCUGUACAAGCACUCCCACGGAGGGGACUAUCUGGAGUCCAUAGUUUUUAUUUAUUCGAUGCCUGGGUACACGUGCAGCAUAAGGGAGCGGAUGCUCUACUCCAGCUGCAAGAGCCCGCUGCUGGGGACUGUGGAGAGGCAGCUGCACAUGGACGUCAUCAGGAAGAUCGAGAUAGACAACGGGGAUGAGCUGACUGCCGAGUUCCUUUAUGAAGAGGUGCACCCCAAGCAGCAUGCUCAUAAGCAGAGUUUUGCAAAACCAAAAGGUCCUGCAGGAAAAAGAGGAAUUCGAAGACUAAUUCGGGGUCCAGCUGAAACUGAAGCCACUACUGAUUAAAAGCUGCAUACUAUGACACUAGUUUUUUUAAAGUCCAGCUUUUAGUACAGGAGAACUGAAAUCAUUCCAUGUUGAUAUAUAGUAGAGUAAAAAUUGUACUUUUUGAAAAACAGCACUUUUCACUUCCUGAGUGUUUUUAAAACUAAUGUUAUAGAAGACUUGUGAUCUCUAUUUUUGAGUUAAAGCUACAAAAGGUUUUGACAUAGUGAUGUUUAUGUUGUUGCACUGUUUUCAUAGAGUGAUGAUUCCACAAUUUCACAUGAUUCUUUAAAUUUUAUACAGUUGGGCCAAUUCCAGAAAUUCUAAUGUCUGAAAGUAAGAUACACUUCUUAUUACUCUUAGUGAGACAGCAUAAUUUUUUUUCUGUAAAGGAGAGAGAAAGACCUUAAAAUAUUCAUACUACUUAAUAAAUCUGUUAAGGACCAGGUUAGAUCAUAUUCUAAGAUGAAAACUUAGCGUGCCUAGGGGGAGGUGAGAGUUUGCUAACUGAGGAGCAGUGCCGGCGCCCCGACUGUGGGCUCUUGUCUGUAGCUUCCAGAAACCCUGCUGUUAUUGCAGCUGUGUUUUCUAUUUGACUUUUUGGUUUUCUAAAUGGCAUUAAUAUUUCAGAAGAUCAGCUCACUCUGAAAUUUAAGGGUACCAGAUAUUUUCUCUACUGCAGGAUUUCUGAUGACAUUGAAAGGCAGUGUUUAAACAUCUUUACUACAUUCUCUUCCUAGUGCUUUAAAACAUUUCCAUUUCAAAAGUAGUUAUUUCAUUAUGAGUAGUGUGGGGCCAAAUAUUUAUGUUCAGAUUGAAUAUUAAGUUAAUAUUCAGAAGCAAAACUAAAGAAUGUUGAAAAGGUUUUAAGUAACAAGAUUGAUUUCUUUCCAAAAUCAUGUAUUUAUAGGCCGAUUGUGUUCCUCACAAAUACUCAGAUUUAAGAAGACUUUGAACGUCUUGGUACUUAAUCAACCUAGUACAGAUUAAACCAUCGGUAUCUUUUUCAAAACACUUUUAGCUGGAUUCUAAAGGCUUGCAUUUUCAGUGACAACCUACAGAAGUUUUGGACCUCAUUUUUCUUGGAUACUUGAACUAGAGGGAGCUGAGCACGUCAUCGUGUUAAAUCUGUUAACCUGCUGCAGGAGCCGUGAUGAUGAGUUUUCUAAAUGAACUGUAGGAAUCCAGGAUUUAGAAUUUCUUGAUCUAAACUUUAUGCUGCAUAAAACAAAUAUGAGAAAUGCACAUUUCCUAGUAUGAAAUACGAAAUGCUCAUUUUUACACCUUACUAGCUAAGGUAAUAUAUGCACCUUUCAGAAAUUCAAUGUGUGUUCAAAUAAAGCAUAUUAGUAUAAUUAUGGGUUAAUGGGUUUUUUCUAGAAUUAAGAGUAUUUGUGUGAGGUUUUGCUUGUUUACAAAUAAUCAGACUGUAAUACUUAAACAUGCAAAAUUAUUGACAAUUUUGCACUUGUUUACUGAAAAUAGACUUUAAGUUGUUCCUAGGUGCACAUGUAGACACACGUUACCACAUUGAGAUCCUUGGGCUGCACUGUAGGCCAUAGCCGAAGCUGUUACUUUCAGUCAAAAAUAAUGUUAACCUGAGGGUAUAAAAUAAUUUCACAGUGAAUGUUUUUCUGUACCAUCAAUGUGCAAUUAUACUUAAAUUCUACACUACAUGAAAGUAAAUGAACAUUCCAGAAUAUAGAUGGGAUGAUAGGGUCUUUAUCAUUAAAUCAACAAUUGCUGAACAUUGGUGAUACACUUAGUGUAACAUUGAGAAUGUGUCUUAGGUGGCGUUGUAACAGUGGGAGGUGAAUGAAGCAUUCCCAGUACAUUUAUAUAGCAGUGGAGAAGUACAUACCUUCUGUGGACAUUUUAUAAGUGCAUUUUAUAUCACAAUAAAAAUUUUUUCUCUUUAAUAAAUUGUGUACUAGGUUGGUUUUCUA